GAUUUUGGCUAAUUUGUCAGAGACGAAGCCGCUCACUCUCUGGACCUUGGCUCAGCCCGUACCGCCAUCUCUCAUUCGCAGACGGAAUGGCGACGGCGACGGGGCCAGCGGCGACGGGGCCGGCGGCGACGAGGAUGGCCUUGUUGGAACGCCAGAUGGCGGCAGUUGGGCGGGGAAUGUUUCCCGAUUUGCCAGAGUCAUGUCAGGUGUUGUGCAGCCCGCGUGCGACCGUCAUCUUGAUCGGCUCGGCACACGUUAGUCAAAAGUCGGUCGAUGAGGUUCUUCAAGUGAUACGAACCUACCGUCCUCCGGUGGUGGCUGUCGAACUGUGCAGGGAGCGGGCAGGCAUGUUAAAAAUGAAUUAUUCAGAUACCAGUGCACUGCAGCAAGCGGAGCCUGAUUUUGCCGAGAUUGUGCGGAUAGUACAGCAAGGUAAUUCAGCUACCAUAGCCCAGCUCUUCGUGCAGAGCCUCUACAGCUGGCUCGCCACCAAGCUCAAGAUCGAGGUGAUGCCCGAAUGUGAAAGCUAUGGUGGCUCUGUCGUGCUGCUUGAUCGCCCUGUCUCGGUGACCUUGAAUCGCACCAUGGGCAAUUUGACCUUUUGGGAUAAAGUGCGCUUCCUUUUUCUCACCAUUAGUGACUUGUGGUCGGAUUUGUCGCUGGAGGAUGUGGAGCGGAUGCGCAAGACGGACGUUGUCUCUCAAAUGAUUCAGGAGGUCACGGAGGCCUUUCCACGGCUUGCCCAGCCGCUGAUCGCCGAGCGCGACGCCUACAUUACGCAUGUGCUCAAUGCUGCCUGUAACUUUGCAUGCAUGAUGUGCCGCAACACGGAACAAUACCUGUUGGAGAACAUGAUGGGGCAGGUGACAUUUGCUGGUGUCGCUCGUGAUACUUUUGUUCUGCCUCGAGAGUCCAUGCGAUCGCCUUCCAAUGACCUGGUAGUCGCCGUGGUUGGUGCUGGGCAUGUCGAGGGGAUCAAGCGUCUCUGGUAUGCCCAAGAGGGAGGUGUACUGGAUGAUCAUGUCUGCGUGAAGCAGCUCAUGGCUCGCGGAGAGCAGCCGACCAGCGCCAUGAACGUCAUCUUUGUGAUUGACACCAGUGCCUCAAUGCACAAGCAAACACCUCACAACAUGAGCUGUCUGGACACGGCUCGUAUUGCCAUUCUCAAUUUUGUCAAGGCACGCAGUCAGACAAGUCACGGCCGUUAUGAGCGUUAUUCCCUUCUUAGCUAUGAACAGGGUUCGCAAGCGCUCAAGUGCUGGAAUCAGCCGCUGCCUGUCCUCGAGCUUUGCCUGCAAGAGCUGAGCUAUACCGACUGCACCUCCCCCACAGAAGCCUUGUUCACUGCCUUCCGCCUCUUGCACGUUACGCGCAUGCCAAAGGAUUGUGACACCUACGGACAGGGUCGCCAACCAUGGAACCUGCUGCCGGCGGUGAUCAUCCACGUGAGCGAUGGCGGUGGGCUGACCACAGCUCAGGGGCCCGUGGCCGAGCCCGUGUUACCUGCACCCGACGCUUCUUGUGGCAUGGAUCUUACGGUCGAGCCCUUUCGUUGGGAUGUUCACCUCUACAGCAUCAAUUUGAACAUUUCCGUCGCGAGCACCGUGCGCAAUCGCGAUCGACCCGAGCGCAACCUUCACGACCCCCUGCGUGACUUAUGCAAUGCCACAGGCGGCGAAGCCUUCAACGCCCUCACCCUCAAGGGUCUAUCACACAGCCUGGAUCACCUGGGUGGUCGUCUCAUUCCUUCUAUCAUCGUCAAUUUACAAGCCAAACAGCUUGUCAAUCUUCUUGUGGCACAACCAAGACUGACAAAACUCACACGCGACUUGGCCCUGCAUCCCCGCCAGUCCAAAUCGGCGCCCUCAAACAUGCCCUCUGAGGCACGGCAGCGUAUCUGGGUGCGCCCUGAUGUCACGGGCAAGCUCCAUGGUACUUGGAUGAUUCCCGAGGACUAUGCCCCCGAGCGCGGCCAAAGGUUGCGCGCACGCAGCGCUUUUCCAAUUCUGAUUGUUGAGCCGCAUCCCCAGGCACCCAUCGUUGUCCAGGGCUUGCCCUUUGACAAGUACGAGCUCGAAGCUUCGGCUCUCACCAAGUGGAUCCUAUCGCACAAGAGCACCAACAUUUGUUUCCACUGCCGCAUCAAGCAAACGCUGUCAGGGCCCGAGGGCGCUCCCGACAAGACGGUUCUCUCACCUCCUUUUGCAUAUCUCAAGCCUGCCUCAACGCGCAAGACGGUCAACCUAGUCGUGCUUCCCAUGAACUUUCCAGCCCUCGAUGCCCUGAUGCGGCAGCACAAAGCGAGCGGCGCCUCGAUCGAGUGGCAGGAGCAUUUGCAGACGUUUGCUGCGCAAGUGCCGUACUACUAUCACCAGCCUUUGCGUGCAGAAAUGUGCUCCAAAGUGGACCCAGCUGCUUCGCGGUGGCUGAGCGUCGAUAAAUUCCCUGGCCGCCUACCCUCAGCCAUUGCCAACACCGUCAACCGGCACAAGACGCAAUGCCGCAACGAGAUGAUGAAAAUCUUCAACAAGCUCCAGACCGAUCAGGCGGCCCAACAGCUUCACCAAAGCACGUUGCAAACGGGGGCGCAGCUUCGAGACGGGGCCACCGUGGAUGGGCCUUCAGCUGGCAACGGCCGGGAUGGUCGUCGGGAUGGUGGUCGCAGCAGCAAGCAGUGGGGCCCCCAGGAUGCAGACAGUGCCAGCUCUCCCUCUUUUGAGAUUGUGACCGGUGUUCAUACCUUUCAGAAACGUACUCUGGACCCAUUGCUUCGAGGACAUGACACGCGUCGGCCCACGUUGCUGGCGACUAUUUUCGAGGCACGUCGCCUGUUGAGCGGGCAGCUGCCCGAGGGACCGCGUCGACCUGAUUCUUUCGACGUGAGCAUUGCGGCCAUGAGCAACUUCACAGAGGCUCUGCACCGACGCGCGCGAAGCGAGCUGCGAUCACCUCUGCCUGAUGAAGAAGUGAGUGAUGUACCACCCCUUUUUGGCAACCCCUAUCGGCGCAAGAGCCAACAACACACAAUGGUGGUGGACGAGGCCGAGGCGGCGCCUGCGGAAAUUGCCAAGAUGGGCUCCGAUCAGUCGCGCGAUAGCACCGUCAUUGGUCGCAGUACUCUGACGGGAGCUGCGGGGAGCAAAUCGCCUCGCUCGGCUGCCCGCGAGAAGCGGGGUGCGGAAAAACGACCACCAAGUGGCGGAGAGGAGGGUCGUCCCGACCGCAAACGACCGACAGAGGGCUCCUCCAGCCACAGUAAUGGAGCCAGCAACGGUGCUGGCUCAGCCAACACUUCGGCGCUGCCUUCUAGUGGCAGCGGGAAUGCCGGGGCCAACUUGAGCGCAAACAAGAGCGGACUUGUGCACCCAACGCCUCAAAUGGCCUCUGCCACAACAUCCGUGCCCAAUGGCCCUGGUGGGGGCAGUGGCGCCGGCUUGUCAACAGACUCGAACGCAGCGUCACUGAUGGCUUCGCUCAUGAACAGCAAGGCCGCCGAAUCGCGAGCCAACUCAAGUCGCUCCACCCUACUGGGAAGCACCUCUCGCAAGACGAUCAAACGUCCCGCCAGCGAUGGGAGCGACGCAAGCAGCACGAGCAGUAUGAGCGGGCCUACACCUGCCAAAACGAGCAAGAACGCCAAAGGCAGCAAAAAUGGGUCUGGCACGGUGCCUUCGGGCGCUCAUGCCGCGGGCAGCGCAGGCUCGGGUAAUGGCAGUGGCGCAGCGCUUGCGAGCGGUGCUUCGGGAGCAGGAUCGAGUGACGAGACCCUGGCCUCUGGUACUGCAGGUCAUGACGCUGGUGCGGGCGCAACAGGAGCGAGUAGUGGAGCAACAGGCUCAGGAGCCCCGGCGGCCGGCAGCUCGAGUAGCGGUGGGACGGCAGAUGGCGGUUUGCGGCAGCAGUGCAUGCGGUUGAUUCGCGAAGGUUGCUCAUUGGCGCAGCUGCAGGGCAUGUUGCACGACCUGCCCUCUGAUGAGCAACGACGUGCGUCGCUGCUCAAACAGCUGCGUUCCCAGGCUGUACGCUUCAAACAACUCGAGUUGCGGGAUUGGCUGAUGACGCUGUCCUGA
Monosiga brevicollis MX1 is the source of this 4070-nucleotide messenger RNA. RefSeq lists its product as uncharacterized. Gene Ontology annotation, cellular component: integrator complex. The transcript is spliced from 24 exons. The record is from RefSeq and is a predicted model, not a curated record. The coding region runs from base 87 to 4070 and encodes 1327 amino acids. Lineage: Eukaryota; Choanoflagellata; Craspedida; Salpingoecidae. Gene Ontology annotation, biological process: snRNA 3'-end processing.